AACAUGUGAGGAAGAUAUUCAAAUGUGUCACGGAUUUCAUUGUCAAUUGUUAUGGAAUAUCGGAAACAAAUCGCUGGUUUAGUAUGAGUUUGUUCAUUAAAAUACGUUAUAUUUCUUAGAAAGGUGAUCGCCAUUUCGUACCCAUGACAGUAAAAUAGCUUUCCACUUUGUAACUGACCGCCACACUUGUAGUUGAAUUGGCGCGACUGAGACAUUCCUCCUCUCUCCCUUUCGAGCCGGGCGCGCACGUUGCGUGACACGUGGUGCUCGAUUUUCCAUAUAUUUGAAGGCUUACGGAACCAACAAAGCAAUGGCAGACCAAAACAAUACCUUUUGGGGGCUGAUUCUCCAGCCGGGCAAACGGUACGAGCAGGUGGUUGAAAAGUCCUUCCAUGUCUCUAUGGCCGCGCUGGACAUAUCCGGCGGCAACGACAAGGCCACCGUGCAGGUGAUGAUCAACGUCGACGGCCAGGAGUUCAUCCUCUGCCACCUGAACAAGAACCGCAACCCGCAGCAGACGCUCGACCUCAACUUCCAAGGCGGAGACUCACUGGCGCUAUACGUCGAUGGGCAGUCGCCCCAGCCGGUCCACCUCACCGGCUUCUACAACGAGAUGGACGACGACGACGACGACCUGGCGGGACUGGAGAUGAGCGACGAGUCGGACGAGGAGGAUGUGCCGGCUCUGGUUCCCGCGGAGACCGCCUCGGCCAAGAAGAAGAAGGCCGUCGAGGCGGGACAGGGAGAUAUUGAAAUUCCCGUCAAGAGGAAAGGAUCACCAGUAAAGGAGAGCCCGCAGAAGAAAUCCAAGCUGCAGAAUGACGUUAAAGUGCAGGAGGACGAAGACGACGACGACGACGAUGAUGACGAGGACGACGAAGAUGAUGAGGACGAGGGAGAGGAGGAGGAAGAUGAAGAUGGCGAGGAUGAGGAGGUGGAAGAGGGAUUCAGCGACGAAGACGAUGACGAUGAUGACGAAGAUGAUGACGAGGACGAUGACGACGAGGACGAUGAUGAUGAGGAUGAAGACGACGAUGAUGAGGAUGAGGAUGAAGAAAAGGUGGAUGAACCUCCCAUCCCACUUAAGAAGACCAAAUCUCCUGCAGCAAAGAAGGAGGAAGUCAAGGCAAAUGGAGUAGCCAAGGCGGAAGACACUCCAAAGAAGCAGAAGAAGGGUGCUGAGCAGACUCAGAAGACCCCCGUUCAGGAGGAGAAGAAGAAGGCCGCCCAGACGCCCAAGUCGGCCAAGAAGACGAUCGCUGGCGGUGUGAUGAUCGAGGACCUUAUCGUCGGCGAAGGCCAGGUGGCAAAGCGCGGUCGACCAGUGUCAGUCUACUACGUCGGGCGGCUGAAGCAGAACAACAAGCAGUUCGACCAGACCACCGCCGGGCCCGGCUUCAAGUUCCGGCUGGGCGCCAAGGAGGUCAUCAAGGGCUGGGACGUCGGCGUGGAGGGCAUGAAGGUGGGCGGCAAGCGGCGGAUCACGUGCCCGCCGCACAUGGCGUACGGCGCCCGCGGCAGCCCGCCCGUCAUCCCGCCCAACAGCGCGCUCGUCUUCGAGGUCACGCUGAAGAACGUCCACUGAGCGGCCGGGGAGGAUCUGAGUGAGACGUGCGCGCGAUCGAGAGUGUUCACAUGCAUCGUUAAACAUUUCACCGAGCCGUCUGGCGAGUGGCAUCACGCCGCCUUUCCAUGGACGUUGGAUUCCAGUUGUGAGAUGCCGAUGCGUUGUGGUGUUGUGUGUUGGCGUGUGCGGCAGAGAGGCGCCAGAGAGCUGUUCCCGUUGGAAGGGUGGGUUUAACUGAGUGAUUAAGGACGUCCCUGACUGCGCCUUGUGAGUGAUGCUUCAAAGGUUACGGUACAUGUCAUUGCAUUGAGCUGCCUGAUCGGUUGUUGUGUGUAGAUGGAUGCCGUGAAUCUUUUGGAGCGUUUUAUCGGGUAUUUUGUGAACGCCUUGGGUAAAACGAAUUACAACAAUACAUUUGAUGACCAUGUUUUCA
This is a messenger RNA of Amphibalanus amphitrite, 2000 nucleotides long. RefSeq names its product 46 kDa FK506-binding nuclear protein-like. Bases 311 to 1585 code for a protein of 424 amino acids. The record is from RefSeq and is a predicted model, not a curated record. Gene Ontology annotation, molecular function: peptidyl-prolyl cis-trans isomerase activity; macrolide binding. Gene Ontology annotation, cellular component: chromatin; nucleolus. NCBI's taxonomy places the organism in Eukaryota, Metazoa, Arthropoda, Thecostraca, Balanomorpha, Balanidae. The transcript is spliced from 2 exons.